AUGUUCGGAGCUACGUUACAUAGCGAGUGCAGCAAGGUGUACGCUCCGUCUGCCAGUACAGCCGACUACAACAGGGACUCACCGGGUUACCCCUCCUCCAAACCUCCCAGCGCCGGCUUCCCAAGCUCCUUCUUCAUGCCAGACGGUCACAGUGGAGAUCACUGGAGCAGCAGCAGCAGCAGUAUGGGCCAGCAAGGUUACCAUGGCAGCAUGCUGGGGGGAGGGAACUCAGCCCACGGCCCCGCCCAGAGCUCCUCCUACUGCGGGAUCCACCCUCAUGACAGACUG
Messenger RNA from Paralichthys olivaceus (Japanese flounder), 288 nucleotides. NCBI's taxonomy places the organism in Eukaryota, Metazoa, Chordata, Actinopteri, Pleuronectiformes, Paralichthyidae. The record is from RefSeq and is a predicted model, not a curated record.